AUGGAGAAAACAUCAGCAUGGAGUGGCACACCCUCAAUAAGAGGCUCAACCGAGGCCGUCCGCAUGUGCCUGCUGACGGUCUCCCUCAUUGGCAUUCAUUGCUGGGGCCUCGAGAUGACAUACGGCACCCCCUACCUCCUCCAACUGGGCCUUACGAAGUCCAAGACAUCCUUGGUAUGGAUUGCCGGGCCACUGUCAGGUUUAAUCAUGCAACCUGUCGUCGGAGCAUAUGCGGAUAAGUCUACCUCAAGAUUCGGCAGACGGAGACCCUUCAUGGUGUACGGUGCCAUCAUCACAGGGGCAGGACUACUGCUACUGGGUUGGACAUCUGAAGCAGUUGGGCUCUUCUUAUCCGAAGGGGAUAUGAACAAGAAUGUCACAAUCGUGGUGGCUGUCCUGUGCAUAUAUGCCCUCGACUUCUCGAUCAAUGCUGUGCAGGCAUGCUGUCGCAGCUUAAUAGUUGACACACUGCCAAUCUCGCAGCAACAAGCUGGAUCCGCCUGGGCAUCGAGACUCGUUGCGGCUGGGCAUUUGGCCAGCUAUUUUAUCGGCACCUUCGACUUGGUUAAGAUGUUCCCCACCUGGAUUGGUGGUGACACCCAGUUCAAAAAGAUGACUGUCAUCGCAAUGUCUGCUCUGUGGAUCACAGUCGGCGUCUCUUGUUGGGCUGUCACUGAGAGAGUGCGUUUAGCUAACGACGAAGAGAAUACCUCAGUGAAGGAGGUACUCUCCAACUUGUGGCGGAGGACAAUCAACCUGCCUCCAAGGAUACGAGCUAUAUGCUGGGUGCAAUUUUGGAACUGGGUUGGAUGGUUCCCGUUCCUCUUCUAUUCGAGCACAUUCGUUGGCGAAAUCUACUAUCGUUAUGAACAUCCCGCUCCUGAGCCCGGCGAAAAGGACGAGCAUGACGCGCUUGGAAAUAUAGGUCGACUCGGCAGCCUCGCCCUGGUGUUCUUCUCCUUGAUUACAUUCUGCUCCUCUGUCAUUCUGCCUUACGCAAUCAAAUCCACAGAAACAGGGGAGCUGAGGUUUACUCCUAGGCCGCCUACUUCAUUGGCUCGGCCUCUCCAGAUACUCCUGGUCAAGGCCUACGAGGUACAACCUGAUCUCACCGGCGCGUGGAGUUUGUCGAACCUGCUUUUUGCGAUCAUCACCAUGUUCGCCCCAUUCGUCCGAACGCUAUCUUCGGCAACAAAACUUGUCGCUUCCUGUGGGCUGCCUUGGGCGGUAUCAUGUUGGGCACCGUUUGCACUGCUUGGAAUCGAGAUCAACAAAAUGUCCUCCGGUCCACAUGCCAGCGUCAACGGCACGACUGUUCCUGGCUACACUACUGUUCGAGGCAGUAUUGACGAAGAUUAUGGUAUUGAAAUGGACGUCGAACCGAAUCAUCACAGAGUUCUUUCUGACGGAGUGCUACAACUCCACCACUCCGAUGACAGUGGCGCUCAGGCUUCGACGGGAGAGCUUGCGGGCGUCUACCUGGGCGUUCUGAACGUAUACACCACCUUACCGCAAUUUGUCGGGACCUUUGUCAGUUGGGUUGUGUUCUCCCUUCUGGAGCCUGGUUUGAACGAUCAUGACGCAGAGACAGAUCCUGAUCAUCACCGCUGGCUGAACGUCAAGAAGCAUGCGCCAAAUGCCAUUGCUGUGUGCAUGUUUAUUGGAGCAUUGUGCUCUUUGGUAUCGGCAGAAGCUGCCAGACGGUUAAAGCGGCUUCAAUGA
Molecule: messenger RNA, 1722 nt
Organism: Cladophialophora yegresii CBS 114405
Lineage: Eukaryota; Fungi; Ascomycota; Eurotiomycetes; Chaetothyriales; Herpotrichiellaceae
Exons: 3
Coding region: 1-1722 (573 amino acids)
Cellular component (GO): membrane
Molecular function (GO): sucrose:proton symporter activity
Source: RefSeq, a predicted model, not a curated record